This is a messenger RNA of Hyphopichia burtonii NRRL Y-1933, 1095 nucleotides long. Its product is annotated as dolichyl-diphosphooligosaccharide--protein glycotransferase. The transcript has a single exon. Gene Ontology annotation, cellular component: oligosaccharyltransferase complex. Bases 33 to 1052 code for a protein of 339 amino acids. The record is from RefSeq and is a predicted model, not a curated record. NCBI's taxonomy places the organism in Eukaryota, Fungi, Ascomycota, Pichiomycetes, Serinales, Debaryomycetaceae.
CGUAGAUCAAUCAUUGCCUUUUACAAUUGAAGAUGAGGAGUUACUUAAGGCUCGUUGCUGCCUUAAUGGCAAUAUUGCAAAUUGCUGUUGCAGCCUUAACCAAUGAACAAUUGUUGACUUUAACUCACAAUCAAGGUAAAACCAAAGUUAUUCCAGUGAAUGAUCAGAACUUUCAAAAAAUUUUAAGUGGAGAAAGGGAUUACCAUUUGGUACUUUUAUUAUCAUCGGCUGUUCCACAAAUCAAUUGUGUUCUCUGUAACGAAUUCCAUCCCGAUUUUAAUAUUGUUGCCAAUUCAUGGUUCCAAGAUCAUCCAAAUGGAUUAGGUGAAGAAGAAUUAAAUGAUGAGGAUUCACCUAAAAAGAAUGUUUAUUUCUUACAUUCAGAAUUUGCUGAGUCUCGUCAAUUAUUUCAACUUCUCCAAUUGAAUAACAUUCCAAAAGUGUACCACUUCCCACCUUCCUCAAGUAUCAAAGCCAAUGAUUAUAUUAAAGAAUUUGAUGAAUAUCAAUUCUAUCAAGGUGUUCAUAGAGAAUUACUUGCUAGUUACUUAAAAUCGGUUACUGGUCUUCAAUUCAAUAUUUACAUUCCUCCUGAUUAUUCAAGAAUCGCUAUCAAUGCAGUAUUUGCUUUCACUUUUGCCCUUUUGAUUAGAAGAUAUAGAAAAGAAGCCUAUAACAUUGCUACUUCUCGUCCAUUAUGGAGUAGUAUUAUUUUAGUUGGUGUAUUACUUUUAAUCUCUGGUUAUAUGUUUGUGCAAAUCCGUGGUGUUCCCUAUGUCAGAGAACAUGCUAAUGGUAGAGUGGACUACUUCGUUCCUGGCCAACAAAAUCAAUUGGGAGUCGAGACUCAAAUAUUAUCAUUUGUUUACGGUAUCUUGAGUGCUUCCAGUAUCAUUUUAAUCAAACACAUUCCUAAAAUUAAGUCUCCUCAAGUUCAAUUGAUUGCAGUAGUGAUUAUAUCACUUCUAAUUUUUAUCUUCUACAGUCUAUUACUUUCAGUUUUCGGAUUAAAAGGUAUGGGCUAUCCAUUCAGAUUACUCAACUUCUUUUAGAUUCUCUAUGUACACAAUACUAUGGAUGGUCCCUCUCAAGACC